Molecule: messenger RNA, 1701 nt
Organism: Anopheles coustani
Lineage: Eukaryota; Metazoa; Arthropoda; Insecta; Diptera; Culicidae
Gene: bc10
Product: bladder cancer-associated protein
Exons: 2
Coding region: 215-448 (77 amino acids)
Source: RefSeq, a predicted model, not a curated record
GUAAUAUUUAAUGCUCCUGUCUACAUCGUCGGCGUUUCGGAUUCUGCAUAACCUAAAGCAAGCAAUCCAAAACAAACAUUCACGCAAUCGAACCACUCGUGAGGGUAGGACGGGCAGCAGUUUCGUUGGCGUACGGUGGCCCUGGCACUAAGGAAAGACAUACAAUUUUGCGACGAACUGGAAUCCGUGUGUGGACGGGCAACGCGCUGGAGACAUGUACUGCUUGCAAUGCCUCAUCCCGGUGUUAUUGAUUCCCAAGCCGACGAAUCCGGCGCUCAUGCAAACCCACGUCAUGUUUAUCGUGCUCUACCUGAUCGGAUUCUUUCUGGAGCGUAAACCCUGCACCAUAUGCAGCCUAGUAUUUGUGAUGGCCGUUUUCCUGCUAUGCAACAGUGGCAACUGUUUGUUUUGGGGAAAUUGCGAGGGUCAUACUUGCGAGAAUGGCUAAACGGCACCAACCAAUUUCCCAGCGGCCACGUUGACGUCGAACGAUGAUGGACACAGGACAAUGAGGCGGUGCUGGCAGAACAUAAUCGGACGAUGGGAAAAUGAGCUAGUUAGUUAUGAUAGUUUUAAACAUCUUUUUCUUUUUUCAAACCUUCCCUCCUUUGUUUUGCAUUCGAUGUGUUCCCGCUGGAUUCGAAAGGUAUUAAUGCCGUUCCGUUUUCCUGGUGGUGACAAACGGUGUGUUUCUUUGAUUCUAUCAGUUUAUUCACAAACGGCCAAAGAUUUAGAGAAAUGUGUGACUUGCUGAUAUCAGCGGCUAGUGCGCAAUAGGAUUAGUAGCAGUUAGAUAUAGCUGAAUCAUAUUUCCCUCGUUGUAAACCCCCUUUUUCCAUGUACUCACUUGGAAAGACACUUUUUGAGAACGCAAAGACUUUUGAAACUAAUGCUAUAGCGGUUGUGCUGUGCUCGUUUGCGAGUUGAACUGAGACUCCGGGAUUGAUUGGCUGAUAGUGAACUGCUGUUAAAUAGAAAACAUAAACGUACCACAUAAGAAAAGUGAUCAUAAAAAUGUAGCCAUCGAAAAUAUACAGUGUCGAAGCAUAAAAAAUAAGAAAAAGAACAGGUAUGCGGAAGGCAAACAGGAACAUGCAGGAGUAGGAGCUUUAUCGGGACUCUUCUUUCAACAAAAACACUAAAUAACAUAUGUACCACUAGUCGUUAUUCAAGCGUUUGGCUAUUCUAAACUACCCAAUAUUCCCCUUCCUCAACUGUGAGUAGAAGGAAGGUAACAUAUAACAUCUUGCGACACUGUAGUCCGUUCAAAAUUGACCGUAUCGUAAUCGUCCAGCAAUCAGCCCAAACAGAUUUCCUAGAUUAAUCGCGUCUACAUGCAAACGAACCACUUUGCUCCAAACAUCAUCCAACCGUGUUUGAUGGCACUUGGUGUGAUAGUGAAAUGAAACAGGAAAACAAACGAAACGUAUGAAGGAAAAUAAGAAACUAUUGCAACCCGCGGUGUAUCAAACAUAGCGUGCACAUGGCGUGCGUAUAUGCGAAAUUAAUCAAAAUUCAGAACACGUGGGAGUGAUCAAUCUAAAAGAUCGAACGAUUAAUGUAAAUAGUUAUGAACAUAAAUGUAAUAUUUAUUUUUUAAACCACCAUAAAACCCUAGGUUAGCGUGUUUAAAACCAUUAAAGCAAAUGAAAACGUAAACUAAUUAAUAAAAAAAAUUAAAGAUAAUCGUUCCUGCUGUUC